AUGCGAUCUCUAAAAGCAGUGCUAGUAGGAGAUACCAAAGUUGGUAAAAGUUGCAUUCUCAGUCGUUUUGUCCAAGAUUCAUUCGAUCAAAAUACUCCAGCUACUGUUGGAGCUGCAUUCCAUACAAAAAUUGUUCAUACAGACUACGGGCCAAUCAUACUUCAACUCUGGGAUACUGCUGGACAAGAAAAGUAUCGUAGUUUAGCGCCUAUGUAUUAUCGAUCAGCUGCAGCAGCUAUUUUAGUUUAUGAUGUGACAAACAAACAGUCAUUCGAAAAUUUACAGUUAUGGAAUCAAGAAAUUAUCGAAAAAGCGCCAUCAGGCUUAGCAAUAUUCAUUGUUGGAAACAAAUUUGAUUGUAUUGAGGAGAGAGUUGUUUCUCCAGCAGCUGGCCAGUCAAGUGCACAUGAUUUAGGAGCAUCAUACUUCUUCGAGGUAUCAGCUAAGACUGGCGAAGGUAUCAAUAGUUUGUUUUUAAAGGUGGCAGAGUCAGAUAUUCAAAGUGAUUCUCCAGUAGAGAACGAGAGAUCAAAUCAAUUGAAAGAUACAUCAGAAAAUAAAGGCGGCUGCAGCUGCUAA
Molecule: messenger RNA, 579 nt
Organism: Trichomonas vaginalis G3
Lineage: Eukaryota; Parabasalia; Trichomonadida; Trichomonadidae
Product: small Rab GTPase RabC6
Exons: 1
Coding region: 1-579 (192 amino acids)
Molecular function (GO): GTPase activity; GTP binding
Source: RefSeq, a predicted model, not a curated record